AUGGCAUAUACAGCGGCACCACGGGAUCCACCACCACAAUCUCAAGGUUUCAGAUCUGUAUCACCCCGACCAGGAUACCCGAUCCAACACCCAACGCAGAUCCAGAUACCAGCCCAGUUAAGAUACCCGCACCCCCACCAGCAACACCGGCCACCACCGACAUCUUUCCCGAACCCUACCCCAUCCCGACGCCCCCUUCCGACCCCAAAGUCACGUCCGGAAUCCCUCCCGCCCCCUGCACGUGCUGCUCAGACCCCGGCCCCGUCACGUCCGGCACCUAUCCCGGCACCGGCCCCUUCACGUCCUGCUAUCCUCGCACAUGCUGCAUCCCUCGAGAGCACCCACAUUAAUAAUCAUACAAGACGUCCCCUCCCUAAUCCAGGUGCUAGAUCAACUAAACAUGCAAGCUUGGAUCUUCGUGCUCAGUUGGAAAAUAAUAUUCCAACAGAACCAGAUCUAAACAGUGCUGUAAGCUCCCAAACCAGCUCAUCUAGUUUCUCCCCAUUUUCUGCUGCAAGUGGCGCUUCAAGCUUUUCUAGUCUUGCAGCCCCUUCAUCUAGCACGUCUGCUUUCCCAAAUCAACCCCCAUCAGCUCACUCGAAUUCACCUACUUCUGCAAGCUUUCACAAUACGCCACCCCAUAGUUUCAGCGGCCCGGUCCCAGCAUCUAGCUACCCCCAUGUCGUUUCACAUAUAGAUGUGCAGGCUCUUCCACUCUCUUCUGCACCGGCCAAAUUCACCCCUCACUGGAAACGUGACCUGCCCGGGCCCGGGCCAUCACCACAGCCCAAUGAGUCGUCUUCACGUGUGGGUCCAAUCAUGGAACGCAGGAGCACAGUGUCUGGCUCGGCUGCUCCAUUAAAUCUUGCUAACAAAGGGUUUCCCCCUCCUGCGACAUCAACCAGCUAUUCCUCCACCCUUCCAGCAAGCCCAGAGCGCAAUCCCGCAAGUGUCAUAGAUCGUGCCCAGACAGUCAUUCAUCGCGCCCAAACACAAACAUCAUCCGGCCGUCGUCCUUUGCCGUCUAUUGGCAAUAGGUCUCCACCGGUACCCCCACUUCCAGGCAGUUCACGUAGUCCUGCCGAACUGGGUAGUUCACACUCGCCUCCAAUUCCAGGAAGUUCGCGUUCCCCUCCAGCUAUCCCAGGUUCCUCGCAGGGCCAGUCAGUUCCAAGCAGUUCGCGAUGGCCUCCAGAACCAGGGAGUUCGCGUGGUCCGCCUAUACCGGAUACCUUUCGCUCUCCAACAGUUGUGUCAUCUCGUCCUCUGCCUAUCUCUGGUAGUCUGGGAUCACCACUAGUGCCAGCGAGCUCUGUCUCACAGAGGGCACGUACGGCAAGCAAGGCACCCUCUACCUCGUCCACACUCACAGAUUCCUCCCAUUUAUCGUCUUCGACAAUGCGUUCGAUGCAUACACGGAUGCCUGCGACCACUGAUGAUGAGUCAAAUACAAGCGACGUGGGUGACGCAUAUGAUGAAAAAAUUGAUAGACGCCAGGAAGGAAGAGGAUAUGGUAACACAAGGGAAGACUAUAAUCGCCAGGAUGGUAGGUAUAACGAACAGAAUGAGGCUCGCAACAUACGUAGUGUGGGAGAACCAGGCAAUGUGUCCCCGCAAUACGGCAUCCGCGACCUCCCUCGGCGCGCUCAACCAUCCCAACCCCAAGCGCAUAUUCAGGAAAGGCAAUGGACUCGGACGCGCCCGACUCGCUCGGCGACUCUCCCGACUCCCCCAUCUCAGUCACCUAACGAUAUCCAGGAUAAUGAACCACAAUCGCUCACACUGCGCAUGGCCGCACUCGGACUAUCCACUUCACCUCACUCACCCUCGCACAACAUGCAAAUCGAUCUAAGCAGAAAUCCCUCGAUGCAGAGUUCGAUGCAAAGUUCGCGCUCAUCUUCGCCGAGCUUUGACCUCGGGAGCCACCCGCUUCUGCAGCGUGUGCCAUCUGCAAAGGAAGAAGAACUUGAAAACCUGUCUAAACGCCCAUCUUUACAGCGUGGUAAAUCUGUAAUCGAGGGACUCCAAAGGCAUCCUUUUGCGUCCGCCCCAAUGGAGAGACGGGUAUCAGGCAGGAGUCGAAGCUUGGUGCGGGAGCAGGAACGCCGAAGCAUGUCACCUGCACCUGAACAAUCCCCCAUACGUGAACCUUUACCUACGCGCAGCCAGUGGCCACAGAACAUCCCGCCGCUUCCCCGCGCACCGCUAUCACCUGCUGGAACCCGACCCUUUUCACCUGGUUUAAAUGCCUCUGCAUUUGAUAAUAACGUAAACAGCUCGCCUGCACGAUCCGCUUUCGCGCGUCCUGCAUCUCCACUCAAGAGUUCUGUGCCUCCGUCGUUUUCACGCCCUACAUCGCCAUCAAAAUCACCCCUACCGACACCCCCCGUACGCGCCGAGGCAGGAAGCACUCCCGUGUUCCCCUCCCCACGAAAAACGAGUGGCGGAAAAGGCCCGUUUGGCCCACAAAAUCAGGAUUCACGUUCCAAUUCACCACAAAAAUCAUCCAAUACGUACGCAUCGCCAACGUUACCUUCUUCGUCCUCCCCGCCGAAACUAGCCUACCUUAGCAACUCAAACGCACGGAAUGCGUUCCCACCCACCGCGUUCCCAUCUUCGUUCCCCACGAGUUCAUCUCAUUCGACCACAUCAAAUUCACACAUCAUGGAGCGUCAGCGCCAAAAGCAGCGUGCAUACGUGUCUACAUACGACCUCGACGAUGAGCCACCUGUUUCGCCGCUCCGCGAGCGUGUGGGUCUGCCUUCGCCUAGUGUGUCCCGCUCGCCUUCCCCUUCAGAUCCUGGGGCACGCGUGGGGGGACGUUCAAUCUCCAGAGGCCCCGCAAAUAAGGAUAUAGACUAUGGUUAUUGCAAUGAGGACGACGAGGAUGAGCGUUCGCCCUCGCCCAUCCGUUUCGCGAAGCGCUCCUCUAAUCAGUUCUCCGUAUUGGAGAUGGAUUUUGUAGGUGAGCAGGUUGCGCCGAGGUGGCAUCGCACGCCAGCGUCCAGAGGUGCUACAGAGCGUGGGGAUGAUGAGGGCAGACGCACGGAUGUGGGCGUGCCGGUCAUCUCUCUCCCUGGCGGGCAUGUUGAUUUUGAUCAGGACUGUGAUAAUGGAGGUGGUGACACGGUACCAUCGAACAAGACGCAGGAGUCGCCGCCAAGGAUUAGUGUUUCGAGCGCUACGCCGCCGAGAGUGGCGGGUUCGCGUGCUACGCCGCCGAGGGUGGCUGUUACUAGUUCAACGCCGCCGCGUGUAGCUGCUAACGCAUCAACGCCGCCACGUAUCGCAGUGUCAGGCUCGUCUCCACCUCGUAUAGCAGUGUCUGGAUCAUCAGCCUUCUUCUCCACAAAUUUCUGCAUUCUCACCGUCCUUGCGACAAAUAUCUGUAUCAUCACCCUCUACACCCCAGCUAUCUGUAUCCAUUCCGAGUUCCUCUCCAAGGCCACCUAG
Messenger RNA from Suillus subalutaceus, 3453 nucleotides. RefSeq lists its product as uncharacterized. The transcript is spliced from 6 exons. The record is from RefSeq and is a predicted model, not a curated record. The coding region runs from base 1 to 3453 and encodes 1150 amino acids. NCBI's taxonomy places the organism in Eukaryota, Fungi, Basidiomycota, Agaricomycetes, Boletales, Suillaceae.